AUGGGCUCCAACAAAGAUUUCGUCGUUUCAGAACGUGAAUCGUUUGACGAGGAACGAGCAGAUGGCAAGAUGGGUGAUUUGCGGAAGAAACCCAUUUACAAACAAACGUGGUUUCUCUGGACGGCCGGUGCGGCGACCGUAGUUGCGUUUGUCGGCAUCAUAGUCUGGUGGAGACUCGACCGAGCCGGUCUAGAGAAGAAUUACGCGAACAUGAUGGACGAAACCGAAAAGAUGCUGAAGUGGGACUCCGAUAAUUCUACAUCCACCGACGCGUUUUCCAGAACGUCGACUUAUUCGGGCGGAUCGAUCGAGAGGACUGCUACAGCGUCCAUCGCCCGACCAAGCACGGAUCUCAGUCCGGCUCGACCAUCUCUCACAGAGACCGCCGAGUCUUCGCUUUCGGCGACCGAGAGUGAAACGCUCAGGAAUACGGCGACUGCGUAG
Molecule: messenger RNA, 444 nt
Organism: Filobasidium floriforme
Lineage: Eukaryota; Fungi; Basidiomycota; Tremellomycetes; Filobasidiales; Filobasidiaceae
Exons: 2
Coding region: 1-444 (147 amino acids)
Source: RefSeq, a predicted model, not a curated record